This is a messenger RNA of Rhopalosiphum maidis (corn leaf aphid), 2693 nucleotides long. RefSeq lists its product as uncharacterized. NCBI's taxonomy places the organism in Eukaryota, Metazoa, Arthropoda, Insecta, Hemiptera, Aphididae. The coding region runs from base 35 to 2545 and encodes 836 amino acids. Gene Ontology annotation, cellular component: membrane. The record is from RefSeq and is a predicted model, not a curated record. The transcript has 9 exons.
GUUAUAGUGUGAAUAGUCCACAAACCUAUUCACGAUGGUCCGCGGAUUCAGUAUUGUAUUUGUCUUUUCCGUUUACUUGUAUCUGAGUAAAGUAUUAGAAUGUGAUUCUCUUUCGAGAACUCGAUGCCCGACCAUACAACUAAACAACGGUCGAGUAAGAUUGCGGUCUUCAGGACGGGUAGCGAGGAUUACUUGCCUGCCGCCGUUCAAAUUGGUUCGUGGUAACGAGAUAGCGACUUGUGUUCGAGGGCAAUGGGACACCGAGAAUCCGAUUUGCGCUAGAGAAGGUUGUCCUAUUCAAGAUCUAAUACCUCAUGGAAGAUUAGAUGUUCUCAAUCAAGGUGCUAAGUUAGAAGUGAUAUGCGAUUUUGGAUAUACAAUAGAUGGUCCAAGUUAUGUUUAUUGCAAUGAAGAUUUGGAAUGGAAUGAAGAAUUGAAAGGAUGUAAAGAACAUGAUCAAAUAUAUUUAUCCUGUGACUUCGAAUCGUCAGAUGAAAGAUUUUGUGGUUGGAAAAAUGAUAUUUUUAACGACAUUGAUUGGUUGGCUGAUAAAAUGUCAUUCAUUUUAUUUGUUAGCAGGCGUCACGUACCACCAGGGUCUUCUGAAUAUUUUAAAAGUAAUUAUAUAUCAUUGGAUGCUGGAAAUUAUGGUUCAACUACUACAGGGCGAUUGUUAUCACCGCCAAUUAGCUCAGUUAGAAGUAAACAAAGGUGUUUAAUAUUUGCAUAUAAAGUAUUGUCAGGAAGUUCAAACGGUCCUCCUAUUCUAAAAGUCAUUUUUGGUGGCAUACCUCACUGGGAAACUCACGAAGGAGAAGGAAGAGCUAUAAUUGGAUUGUAUAAAUUUAAUACUACUUCUAGAAUCGUAAUUGAAGGGAAAAGUUGUAGGGCAGCCAUUGAUAAUAUAGUUAUUACAGAGGGUGAUAGUUGUAAUAAUCUUCCGUACGAAGAAGAGGUAAACAGUUGUCAUGAUAACUGUGGAAAAAUAACGGACGGUAGGUGUUCAUGUGAUUGGGAAUGUUUUAAUAAUCAAAACUGUUGUUCAGACAUUCAAAUUAAAUGUCCAUAUAUCAAACCAAUGGAUAAUAUCACAAGAUUAUAUUUAACUACUUCAACUACUGCUACUCCAACCACGGCUACUAAUCCAGUAAAAAAUAAAAUAUUAAAUAUAACCGUUUUAAACAUAACAACUUCUAGUCCUUUAAUAACAACUACCAAAAAUGGACCCAACGAUACAAUAACAAUUGAUAAAGUCACCACAGUAAGCGAUGUUAAAUAUUUGAACACUACAUCUACAUCUACAUCUACACCCGUGUCUAUGACAAAUUCAACAACGAAGUCUAUAACCGUAUUAAUUCCAUCAACUACUACAACAUCCACCGAAGGACCAAAAAUUGCUUUAGUUUCUAAUUCUACAACAUUUCGUUCUAUUGAUCCCAAUAAUAUUACUACGAGUUUGAUUCCUAAAGUGUCGACAGUUCUUCCAAGUAUAGUGGUAAACAAUCAAAGUAAUUCCUCAAAAAUAAUCAAUACACCUUCUACGACUUUAAUCCCUAAUAUUUCUAGCUCAUCAACUGAACAUUUAAUAAAAAAUAAAACUAUACUUAUGACUACGAUACUACCUAAUGUUUCUCAUACAAUUUCCAGACCAGAUAGACUUAAUCCUAGCAUAAAAGUGAUUUCUAUUCCUAAUGUCAUAAUCACUAAACCUGUGAUGGAAAAUUCUCCUUUGAUAAAUAAAACUUCUGUUAAUUAUUCUAACUCAACCGUUAAACCACUUUUUACAUUUCCAAUAGUAUCUAUUGUAAAACAAAUCAAUUCAUCUACCAUAGCCACUAAAUAUUUAGUGGAAAAUUCCACGUCCCCUACGGCAUUAAUAAAUAAUUCUACUAAAUCAUCAAUUAAAUCAAGUGUACCAAACAAUGUUGAACAGUUGAGUAAUAAAUUACUUAACACUCAACAGACCAAACAGAAUACCGCGAUUAAUGAUAACAAAACAACGUUAAAUAGUUCAACGACUCGUGUACCGAGUGGUGUCGCAUAUUUAAACGACUCCAUUGUUCCUGAUAAAAAAAUGGCUGUCUUUGAUAUCUCUCGUUCAAAUCCCAACUUAAAACAAUUUGAAUAUAGUAGAAUUUUAAACAAUAAAAAUGUUCUUAAUAUAACAACCGAGUCUUAUUAUCAUUUGAAUUUGAGAAAUACUAGUAUACCCUUAAAAAAUGAAAAGCCAAUAAUAAUUUUAAAACACGAUAAAUCGGAAUUAAACAAUUUGGUUUAUAAUCAUUCUAUGCAAAACUUUGGUAAUCAGUUGGCAGAACAUGCAAAACAAAAUGAAAACGAGAAAUCUUCUUACACAUUUGGUACUGUUACAAUUAUCAAAUAUAUCGCUGCCCUAAGUAUUGUACUUCUCACUUUUAAGUUCACUCUGUCCUUUAUAUUGUCGCGUUUUAAUAAACCUUCUAGUGAUGAAAUGGAUGAGCGUUUCAUUGAAACGGAUACUGAAAGUUCUUGUAACAUGGAAUUAACGACGAAUAGUAACAAAUGAAUAAUUUAUGUUUUAAGUUUAUUUAUUAAUUGUUUUAAUACAUUAUGAUAAGGUUUAUCUCAUAUUAUUCGUGUUCAAUAUUUUAACUAAUAUAUAUGUAUGAAUUAAUUUUUAUUUUUUAGAUGUACAUAAAGUAAUUCAAUGUAAA